Coniophora puteana RWD-64-598 SS2 is the source of this 4549-nucleotide messenger RNA. RefSeq lists its product as uncharacterized. Lineage: Eukaryota; Fungi; Basidiomycota; Agaricomycetes; Boletales; Coniophoraceae. The record is from RefSeq and is a predicted model, not a curated record. Bases 64 to 4119 code for a protein of 1351 amino acids. Gene Ontology annotation, molecular function: protein binding. Gene Ontology annotation, cellular component: P-body. The transcript is spliced from 9 exons. Gene Ontology annotation, biological process: deadenylation-independent decapping of nuclear-transcribed mRNA.
ACGUCUCUUGUCUCCUACCCUCCUCCCCCUCGAUCCCCUAGGCGUGCAGCACAACCGAGCACGAUGGAUCACACCCACGAAAAUCUCUUUUCGCGAGGCUCCGUCACACCACCGCCGGUUCAAUCCCAUUUCGCGAUCGGUCUCCCCCAGCCGAACGGCUCUCCGAACCCCAUCGACUCCCUCUUUCAAGGGAUCACGAACAAUCUCCACCUCCAGAACAACCUUCCCCCCAAUCCAUACGGAAACUCGGCCCCCGCCACACCCAGCAUGCCCAAUAACGACGACUCAACAUCGGUCGGCGCCCCUGUCACCACCGCCGCCGACAGGCAGAGCGCCCUUUUAUCGCUUCUCUACCCUAACGCACCCCCUACUGCCUCGGCUACUAGCCGCGCCCUUCCCGCGGUUCCAUCUUCACAGCUUGCCCAGCAAAAUCCCACUCCUCCCGCUUCCUCCCAGCGAUCUGGCCAGUCCCCUUCCAACAACAGCGAAACACAGGGCAAGAUCCUUCUCGAGCAGCUCAUGUCUGGAACUUCGCUGAAUAAUUAUGCCGAUCACAACUCGAGUGCCGGACACACACCCCAGUACCCGCAGUAUCUACCGGCACCCACUGAAAUUCUGAAUCAACCGGAGCCAUAUCCGCCAAUCAACUACGGUCCCCCUGAACCCGCACGCGAGCCGAUGCAGGUUCAACCCCCACCCCAACAACCUCCCCAGCCCCUCCAGCAGCAGCAGGAUCCUUCUGAGCCUCGCAACACCAUCUUCGACUUCGCCUCCCCCUUUGAUGCUCUGGCAAGCAACUCGGGUUCGGUGAAGAAGAAGCCUGUGCCCUCGGGCCCUGCCGAUACUUCUAGCGGCAACGAAGAUUCGUGGUCCAACGCGCCGAUGGUCUCCGAUCCUAAGCGCAAGUCUGUGGAGAAUCUCAUUGACCAGCUGACCCGGAGUCAGCCCCAGGUCCAGAACUCGCAACCUUCUUAUGAUCAUUACAGUAUGCCAGAAGAGUACUCCCAGGUUGACCCCAGUCUUGUGGCUCCUCAGCAACUUCCCCAGCAGCAGCGCGGUGCGCCGCCGCCUUCGGCCAUUCUUCCUAAAGCGCAAAGGCCCCCUUCGCCUUCCCGGUUAUCUCCAAACAAAGGCAUUGCUCAGCGUCGAGACAUGAACCGGUCUGGCGAUUCUCCGCUGCUCGGUGCUGCCCGCCGUGACAAGGAGAGUUCUCCAGUUCCCCGUGUCAACUCGAAGAACGAGCCCAAGGGCCGCAAGAGCAAGCAUACCAGCCCAAGUGCCCAGUCCCAGACGAUCGUGUUCGACGUAUCUCAAGCGCUCGACGAGAUCCAAGCACCCCGUGAUGCUGUCAAGUCGACCGCCAUUGCCCUUGUCAGACAAGAUGCCGUGUUCCUUCCCGGCACUACCAUUGGCGCGACGCACUGGAUUGCGUACGCAAUGACCAAGGGGCGUGUCCGUGUCAUCUCGCGGUCGAGCGGUGACCGCACUCUUCUCCAACUUCCUCCCGCUUUUGCUCCUUCUACUUCUGUUGUCGAUAUGGCAGUCUUCGGGAAUAGGCUCGCGGGCGUGACUUCGGAUGGUGGCUUCGUGAUUUGGGAGCUGCCAGAGGUCAUCACUGACGAUGUUCCGGGACAUUUACUUUUAUGCAUAAUGCCCACACUAGACUCAGAGCCACUGCAAUCUGUCAAGUGGCACCCUAAGCAGCCGGAUACUCUUGCAGUCGCUUCUGAGAUGAAAAUGUACCUUCUUGAUCUCAUGGACGCCGCAAGGAUAUUCAGAGGUGACCCUCUGCCCCAGUCCGAGCUUCAUCGGAUUUCGCAAGUCUUCUCUUCUCCUUCGCGCUUGGUCGCCUUCGACUUCGACGUACCCCAUUACGCCCUUGCCACCAUUGCUGAAGAUUCUACUCUCACACUCUGGAACGUACACGACCGGCAGCCGUUCUGGACUCACAAGGUUCGCGGCGACGAUGUUCCGUCGUCCUUGACCUUCAUCGAUGACGGCAUCGUGAUUGGCCGUAGGAACGGGACGGUGUUCCAGCUCCUAUCUGUUAUCACGAAGAAUGUCCUUUCAACGCUGAAGUUCGUCAAUGGUCCCCGGGAGGACCCCGAUAUGUUUGGGCACAUCAACUACGAUGCUCGCAUCCAGACGCUCUGGAUCGCGAACAGCCGUCGCGAUAGUAUGAUUGCGGUUCGCAUCGGAUAUGACGUCGCUGGAUCACCCUCGGGCGACCUUGUGCGCGGAGGAUACUUUGAGCAGAUCCUCGAGUUCUGCGGACCCAAGCCCACCAUUCACUUCGUUAUCCUGUCCGCCGAUCAGGAUCCGACGGGCGACGAAGCGCAUGCGGCUUGCGUCGCUGCCAAGGUGCCUCCGGGCGAGCUGGCGCUCGUCGCUUUCUCGGUGCACCCCAGUGGUGUCGACCAGGUUCUCAUUCGGAAGGAGUGGUUCGACAGCGCGUCGUACAGCGCGCUCACCAAGUUCCCUCCUUACACCCCGCCUGCUCCGGUGGAGACCAAGGUGUCGCGUCAGUCCUCCCAAGUUCCUCUGACCGGCCCUAGCGUGUCGCAAAGUGCUGUCCCUGCCAGGCUCAGGACACCGCCCUCUGAAGAGAUUGAGGCUGAGAUGGCCCGUGAGGAGGCUCGUGUUGUUGAGCCCAAGAAGAACACGAAGGGCAAGAAUGUUGCGUUCAGGGACAAGGACGAGAAGGAGAAGGAGAGGAACGCUAAGAAUUCCGAUGCGGGUUCGAUGAGCGACUCUGCGAUCACUGCGGUGUUCACUAAGGAGAUCAGGAAGACUGAGGAGAGUCUACACACCCGCAUUGGCCGUUUGAUCGGCAAGGAGAUGGAGAAGCAGAAUCAACGCCUGGAGGAAGCACGCGCUCACGAGCAGGCGGAGGACUUCAACCGCCAAGAAAAGAUACUCAAGUUGAUCUCGACUGAGUUGACCCGGAACACGACCCGGGUCGUCGAGAUGGCCGUCAAGGCUGAGGUCCAGGCUUCUGUCUUGCCUGUCCUCGAACAGAUCACUCGAUCGGAAGUCAGGGCAGCUUUGAAUGACCACGUUGGACGGGGUCUGAACGAAUACAUCCAGCAUAACUUGCCCAAUGAAAUGGAGACACUGCUUCUCCGCCCUGACAUCUCCGGCCACUUCGCCAGCAUCCUCUCGAACAACCUGAACCCUUUGAUCGAGCGCUGGGUCAAGGAAGCUAUCAACAAAUCGUUCGUACCCGCCUACUCUCAGCAGACAUCUGCGAUGCACCAGGACAUCUUGCGCGAGAUGAGAUCUGAAAUUCUGAAUGUGAAGAAGGACUCCAUGGCUUGGCAGACUGAAGCAUUGAGGAACCAAGAGUCGCUAAUUCGCGAUCUGGAGCAUUCCGUCCGGUUGCUGUCGGACCAGGUCAAGUUCCUCUCCCUAUCCUCGAGCGCCAACAUGGGAGGCCAGGGCCACCACGCUCGUGUGCCGAGCAACUCGUCUCCGGCAUCGACCGGCGGAAUGCACCGCCAGGCUUCCUCGAAUCAUGCGAACCAGCAGUACGCGCCAUCGUCGCACCCUACGUACCCCCAGCCUCUGCCGCCCACGCAGCAGAACGCCAGCUCGCAAUGGUACUCGUCUCCCAUCGCUGCGCCUCAGGCGUCGCAUCCUCUUAACCCUCCCCCGGCGGCUCAGCCCAUCGCUCAGCGUUCGCCCCCGUCGCAGUCGCAGUCUGAGGACUGGGACGAUACGUUCUUGCAUGUGCUAGGUUCGCAGGACUCGAAGCAGCUUCGCGAGGUUCUCGCGCGGUCGAACCCUGAAAUUAUUAUGCCGAUGAACGGGGUGGGACCGUUGUCGCAGGCUGUGAUCUUGACGUUGGUGCAUCGUCUGGCCGGUGUCGUUGGUGAGACGCCUCCGAUUGACGAGAACUUCAAGUCUUCGCUGUGGUGGCUGCAGCGCGCCGCUUCGAUAUUGAACACCAGCGACGGCCUUAUCUCGCCUUACAGCUCUCGCGUCGUUCCUAAUGUCCUGUCCAUGCUAAACACGACCAAGCAGAGAUUGGCUAUCCUUCCGGGUGGCCCUCAGCUCAUGGACUCGGCAGGUCGCCAGAUCUCCGACAUCCAGGACAUCCUCAGCCGAAAACCGAUGUAAAACCUUGUAUUUCUCGGCUUGCACACAUGUCACCAAGAAAGUCAACCUCAACCUAUGUCGAUAGCCCAACUUUCCCUUCAAUGCACAUAUGAAAGCUCUGACGAACCCACGAAAAUUAAAUGAUCCAUAUGUUGUCACGUCAUCAUGCUUUGGCGCUUCGUUCCUAAUGUCUUUACUUUUUGCUGCUUCCCUUGCUCUCGUUGGAUUCAGUUGCCACGCCUCUGUCAUUCACGCUUUGUCUGCUCAUGCGACUCCGGCUGGGACUCCGGGUCGAUGACGCUCGUUCACAUCCACAAUUCUGUUUGUUUUUUGUUUUAUCUUGCGCAUCUUUUACGGCUUCUGGACAGUCGACGCAUACAUAUGUUGUUCUCUUUUUUUGCUAUCCGUUGGUGUUGUAGAUCUCGCACUAGUGCUAGCUGUAUCUCUCAAA